Messenger RNA from Lachancea nothofagi CBS 11611, 1716 nucleotides. The record is from the annotation of a GenBank genome assembly. Lineage: Eukaryota; Fungi; Ascomycota; Saccharomycetes; Saccharomycetales; Saccharomycetaceae.
AUGACUGAAAGCCCAAAAAGGUUGCCCAGCUACCGCAUAUACCCGCACACUUUUGCACCUACUCAUCCUCUAGGCAUCAAGCCCUCAGGAAAUGCCUUUUUCGAAGAAGACCUGAAAGAAGUAGAGAAGCAUAAACAGAAGUUACUCGGUAAAUUUGGGAAAUUCCCAGAAGAUCUAUUGAUACAUUUGAUCUCAUUUAUCGAGUCACCUCGUGAUUUGCUGGCUCUGGGGAGUGCAUCCAGAGUUUUCUAUGCUUAUACGUACAGUGAAGAGUUGUGGAGAAAGUUUUAUGUUGAUGAGUUCACCCGCCUAGAGGAAAACCAAGAUCCAGCGAGUACCUCACCUUGUCCUUUUGAUUGUAAGAACUGGAAGGGAUCUUGGAGAAAAACCCUUUUGAAAACAGAUGUAGAAGCUUUAGUGAAGACUAAUGGCCUUGUUUUUUCUGACUAUUUGUAUAGGCCCUAUCAAUGCUCUCAAAUAGACUUUGAAUACCUAUUCAGAAAGGUUGUUGAUCUCGAGGCCAAAUCUAGAGACUUGGGACACACUUUGAAUUCGGAUUUUGGGGUAGCGAGGAUCGAUGAGGCUGCGUUAACGCUUCAAGAUUUUGAAGUGCAUCAUAUCAACAAGCCAUUUAUUCUACAGAGUAGUUCAAGGGCUGAAAGAUGGCCUCAGUGGAACUUGAAAAAUCUUGUCGACAAAUUCGGAAACACAAAGUUCCGCCAAGAAGCUGUCAAGUGGACUUUGUCUUUUUACUCGGAUUACUUUAGCCAAAACUACGAUGAAUCGCCACUUUACCUGUUCGAUUGCAACAGCGUUGCGAUACAAGCUUUAAAAAAAGAGUACGAGGCUCCCAAAAUCUUUCAAAAUGAUUUGUUCAAGGUAUUUCAAGAGGGAGAGGUUCAGUGCAGGCCUGAUCACAGGUGGCUUAUUAUAGGUCCACAAGGGAGUGGAUCGACGUUCCAUAAAGACCCUAACUACACCUCUGCAUGGAAUACUGUUCUAACAGGGAAAAAGUUGUGGAUCAUGCUUCCACCAGAUGUGAAGCCUCCUGGUGUGUCCACUGAUGAAGAUGAAGAAGAAGUAACCUCCCCGAUUGGAGUCGCAGAAUGGGUCCUGUCAGGUUUUUACAAUGAUGCUGUGAAAUUAGCUCAGGAUGGCAAAUGCCUCAUAACUGUCACGUUUCCUGGCGAGUGCAUUUACGUGCCAUCCGGAUGGUGGCACACCGUCAUCAACCUUACAGAUUCUGUGGCUUUAACAGAGAAUUUCGUGCCCGAACCAGUAUUGCCCAAGACAUUGCUGUUUUUUAGUUCUAAGAGAAGGCAGUUAUCUGGGUUUCACUUAGAGGAUACUCUGAAAGCUUUGAGAAAAUUCUUGGAAAGUAACAAGCCAACAGAAGACCCAGAGUCAAGAUCAAAUUUCUAUAAAAUCAAAAAAUUUCUUACAAACUGUGAGAAUCAACAAAUCGACAAUAGAGAUUGUGGUCUCUCGGAAUCAGAUCCAGAAUUACCUAUAUUCGAGUUUUUCGUUGAGCUACUAAGGCUAUCAAAAUUCGGAGCCAAUUUAGACAGCGCACUAGCUUCAAUGCGCGCAAUGAAAUCAGAAGCUGAAAGAGAGAGCCAAAAAUUGGUUACCCCUGCAACAAAAAUAUCCGGAACAUGGACCGCGCUUGCGGCAGAAUCCAAAAACGCUUUCAGUUUUGGUUUCGAUCUUAAUUGA